Messenger RNA from Pezoporus flaviventris, 2536 nucleotides. RefSeq names its product PR/SET domain 13 (gene PRDM13). Lineage: Eukaryota; Metazoa; Chordata; Aves; Psittaciformes; Psittacidae. The record is from RefSeq and is a predicted model, not a curated record. Gene Ontology annotation, molecular function: protein binding. The coding region runs from base 438 to 2285 and encodes 615 amino acids. The transcript has 4 exons. Gene Ontology annotation, cellular component: nucleus.
AAAUAUCGUAACUGUCUCGGGGACAAUACCCCAUGCUGAGGAUUAAUGGUCCCUCCAGACCUUUGAUUCACCAGCGCCUUUUCUUUGCCCUUGACAAAUUGGAUUUUUAGGAAUGGGAAGGUCGCCUGGCCCAUUGUCUGCCAGCCAUUCACUCCGCCUGAUUAUGCAGGAGGGUUAGGGAAAGGCUCCAUGUGACCCUCUCGGAUGGGACUCCGCAGCUGCUCGAGGAGCCAAACUCUCUCACCAAACUCCGCGCCCCGGAGCAUCCCCCUGCCAAGGGGUACCCCUCCUGCUCCCGUUGAAAAGCCGGCGCCCACAACACCGCCGCGUCACUCCGCGGGCGGGGAUACGCCGCGGCUCGUCCUCCCCGCCUGCCCCUGUCACUCCGGCCCCCUUAAGUACUUGGGGUUCCCGAGCGCUGGCACCCGGAGGCAGCGAUGCAAAGCAGCAGGGCCCCGGCCGGCAGCGUCAGCGCCGAGAGCUGCAUCCCUGCGGGGCUGCGGCUGGGCCCUGUGCCGGGCUCCUUCAAACUGGGCAAGUACCUGUCAGACCGCAGGGAGCCAGGACCCAAAAAAAAGGUGCGGAUGGUGAGAGGGGAAUUAGUGGAUGAAGCCGGGAGCUCAGCUCUGGAGUGGAUAGGGUUAAUCCGAGCUGCCCGAAACUCCCAAGAGCAGACACUGGAGGCUGUUGCGGAUCUGCCAGGAGGACAGAUUUUCUACCGGGCGCUGCGAGAUGUCCAGCCGGGAGAGGAGCUCACCGUUUGGUACUCCAACCCACUGGCGCAGUGGUUUGACAUCCCUGUCACGGCCACCCCAACGCACGACGAGAAAGGUGAAGAGCGGUACAUCUGCUGGUACUGCUGGAGGACCUUCAAGUACCCAAACAGCCUCAAGGCACACGUCCACUUCCACUGCUCGCUGAGCCACGGCCGCCCCUUCCUCCACCACGACCACGGCCGGCCCGCUGCCUUCGGCCUCCAGCCCAAGGAGCCGCCUGCCGCCGCGCUGCGCGCCCACCCGCCGCCGGGCUGCGGCCCGCGGGAGCCCGUCAAGCGCGAGGCCGCCAUCGCUUCCCCGCCGCUCGCCAAGCCUGGGCUGCCCAAGCGUGCGGCGGGCAAGGAGGAGCAGGAGCGGGCUCUGGACAUGAGCGUAGGGGCCGCCCGCGGGCCGGGGCCGCUGCUGGGGCCGGCGGGCGGCAACGGGCUGGCUCUGUGCCCCGGGGCGCGCUCGGCCUUCCGCCCCGCCGGGCCGCUGCGGGAGGAGGCGCGGGGCGCCGCCGCCCUCGGCUUCUCCAAGCUGCUGGGAGGGCUGAAGGCGGGACGCGCAGCCUCCGAGGCGCCGCCCAAGUGCGGGGCGCUGCCGGGCGAGGCCGCCCCUCCGGCGGCAGCGGCCGGUCUGGCGUGCGGCGGGGGGCUCCGCGCCUUCCCGCUGCUCUCACCGCUGGAGGAGGCCUCGGCCUUCCGGCAGGUGGAGCGGGGACUGCCAGGAACCGCCCUGCCGCCCGCCCGCUACCCACCGCUGCCCGGCGGCGCGCUGGAGCGCUUCGCGCUGCCGCCCUUCGAGGGACUGAAGGCGUACGCGGGAGAGUGCGGGCUGCCCGUGAUGCCGCUCACCGUCUACAACGGAGAGCUGCUCUACGGCGCCGCGCCCUACUACCCGCUGAAACUGCACCUGGGCGGCCUCCUCAAGUACCCCGAGUCGGUGUCGUACUUCGGGGGGCCGGCGGCAGGGCUGCACGCCGCCGAGCUGGGUUCGCUGGCCAGCAUCGACCGGGAGAUCGCCAUGCACACGCAGCAGCUCUCCGAGUUGGCGGCUGAGAAGGGCCGUGGGCGGCUGGAGGCCCUGCCAGCGGCAGCUGCGGCCGGCGGGAAGCCCAAGACCGGGCACCUGUGCCUCUACUGCGGGAAGCUGUACUCCCGCAAGUACGGGCUGAAGAUCCACAUGCGGACUCACACUGGCUACAAGCCGCUCAAGUGCAAGGUCUGCCUGCGGCCCUUCGGGGACCCCAGCAACCUCAACAAGCAUAUCCGUCUGCACGCCGAAGGCAACACGCCUUACCGCUGCGAGUACUGCGGCAAGGUGCUGGUGCGGCGCCGCGAUCUGGAGCGGCACGUCAAGUCCCGGCACCCGGGACAGAGCCUUGGCAAGGCGGCCGAGGACAAGAGUGACUCUGGCUACGCGGCCCCCGAACAGGAACAAAAGACUGACAACGAGAGCGACGUGGACGUCUGCUUCACCGACGACCAGAGCGACCCAGAGAGCGGCAGCAGGAGCCACGAGCAGUGACGCGGGAUGCGACCGGGGCAGAGUGGGCCGGUCCGGAGAGGGAGCUCUCCCCUCCCGCUGACUCGGAGCUGGGGCGGUUCCAAGGGAGGCCGUGUCGCGGGGGAGCGCGGGCUGGCUGGCACCCGCUGGCGGCUGGGCGGCCGGCAGUUGGGCCGGGAAAGUAAGGGGGGCGAAACCCUGGCGGGCCUGGGAUCCCACCAAACAGACAGCGCACCCCCAUAGGCGCCCGUAUUUUAGCGGCCAUAUAUUUU